AUGUCCGAAGCGCUUGACUUCCCUUGGCGAAUUUUAGAUCUCAAAUUUUUACUUAAAGACUCAUCGAUGAACUACCAAAAUCUUGUUCAUCCGGCGCAAACAAGACUCAUAAUUAACCAAGCCCAGUCUCGUCUUCUUUAUCGACAGUUUGAUAAUCGCCCACCUCUUGUCCACCUCUACGAUAUGUUGCAUGCUUUUAGUUUAUCACUUCAAUUGGAUAUGUUGCAUGAACAGGCUCAACGGGCACGUUCAAAGCGACCACCAGAUCAACUUACAAUCGAAGCCUACAGACCUAGUAGAUGUUUGUCAAUUUCUUAUUGGCAUGGUUUAGCUAGAACUCAGUAUAAUUCAGUUAUGGGUCUUGAUGGAAAGUUACAUCCUACAGCUUAUUUACUUACCAUUCAUAUUGAUCCAACGGAACCUCAAAGACCACUAUGUGUUAGUCAUCGUCCUGAGCUUACUACUUCAAAAUCCCAAUUAGUUGGAGCUACUGUACAGGGUGAUUGUUUAUCUAUUGAAACUCUGUUAACGAGAACUAUGGUGGCUCGAGCUGAACAAAUGCUACAGGAUUUGAGACAAGAGCUGCUGAUUAUCAGUCCUGGACCUGUACGUCUUGCCGAUGCUCCAUUAUGCUUGUAUGUUCCACUUUUAUGGCCUUGUAGUCCACAUGAAUUAUUACAAGUACGCAUAGAUCCUGUACAAGGUUUUGUAUGUACUUCAUUUCCAUUACUUACUUCACUCGAUACUGAGUUCGGUGCUAUUGGAUCAGUUGUUGUUAGUGCUGAUUUUAGUUCUUCUACUGGAGUUUCUGAAAAUUUUUCUCGUUCCAGUGUUAUUAAUACACUUAGUUCACUUGAGUCUGCUUUUAAUCAAGCAUCUUGCCAUCGUGUUCGUCUUGUGUCUGCUACAGGAGCUCUUGUCCAACCUCAUGAGAGUGAUCGCAUUUGUUCAAUUCAAUCCCGUAGUUUACGUAAUCUUUCCCACGGAGAUGCUCGAUGGCGUUCUGUGAUUUGUGAGUGCUUGGAACAUCUACGACUGUGUUUAGGUUUGGCCAGGCUAAUGCAGACAGCAAAGAUACACCGACCAUUUUGGCAACCGUUUAAACGUCAUCUACCUUUAAUAUUGUCUCCUGCACAAGUCAACUUAUCAAGUUCAUGGUCUAAAAUGCUAGUCCGUCUGCAGCAGUCAUAUCGUUGGCCUAUUUUAUUUGCUCAAUUAUUUCCAAAUAAUGAAUACUAUAUAGCAUGUGAAGUUAUUUCUGGGCCAUUGAGUGUGGACUACAAAUAUUACUUAAUUGUUUGUAAUGCCCUUCCAGAACAUAUGAAUAUCACUACAAAUUUACAAGGUGUACUUGUUUUCAACUCGGAAAUAAAUCCCGCCUCUGGACAUUUAAAUGAAACUGGAUUAUUUCUUCAGGUGACUCACUUUACAUCGCUCAUAGCUGAUACUGUUUGGUCUAAUAAUCCAUCAACAACGCUGGAACAAUUAUGUGCUUGUAUUAAAAAAGCUCAAUCUACCAUAGUGAAUCAACGCUCAACACGUUUAAAUGAAUUAUUAAAUAAACUAAAACUGUCACAUGCAAUUGACAGUGAAUCAGUUUAUAAUGAUGCUGUUGUUACUCGCAAAUCAAUGCGUUUAUUUGAACCUCAAGCUACUGUACCAACAUUAGCUCGUCUAAUUGGUACUUUGGAAGAGAAUAUACUCACUAAUUAUUUAACAGUGGAACUUUCAUGCGCUGGCAUAGAACACAAUGGAAUGCGUUAUGACGGUGCAGGUUGUUUAUCUGCCAUUACAAUUACCAGUAUACCAUUCGAUCCGCCAAGUUGGCAUCCAUCAGAUAUUAUUCCUCUAGUAGAUUUUGUUCAUGAAAUGAUACUUCGACCACAUUUCGAUCCUUUUACACAUCGUCGAAGUUGGCAAUUAGAUAUUGUCUUUACUGGUAUUGUAGCUCCUUUAAAUGGAAUUAAUCAAAAGUCUUCAACUUAUUUGCGUCAUCAAACUGCUGAAUGGACUGUAGCAAGAUUAGAACAUUUCAAUAUUGUCGUACAAAAUAUACUGGUCGAAUGGGAAAAAUUAUGUUUAAUGCAUGCUUUAUGUUAUCAUGUUAUCACUAAUCCCGAUGUUUAUCUUCCUAAAGGUACACAAGUUUAUUCAUACAAUCUUAGAACAUUAUCAUUAAUAUAUGGUACUUACUACUUGGCUGAUAUAUCUAAUCCAACUGGACAUAAAUUUACAUUGGCCUUAGGUUUUCGACCAACAUCAUUGAUUAAUAGUAGUGAUACAACAAGAGAAUUAAACUCUGACGAUAUCAAUAUGAGUAAUACAAUAAAUGUUGAUUUCAAUCCACAUAUGAUUGCUAGACAACACUUGGAAGAAUUGUUAAACACUAGGAAGUCGAUAUAUUCUUUAGCUACAACAAUGUUGAAUACAUUGGAAUUCUUUCGAUGUGUGGAACCUCUCCGGGAUCAAGUUUUGUCUUAUAAUGGUCUUAAGGUUAUUUCUCCGCAUAAUCAUUGUUUACAAGCUGCGUGUGGUAUGCUAUUAAUCGCCUUAUCCCCUAGUGAUCUUAUUCUAAUCUAUCGUGCAUCACUAAGUUUACGAAUUACACUAAAUAUUAUUGAACAUUCAAUUGUAUCGUCUACAAUGUCAUCAUCCAACAAUAAUAAUGACACAUUAAAAAGAACUAAAUCUAUUCAAUUACAUGAUGCCUAUAAUCAAUUAACAACGGGAAAAAAACCCUAUCCACCUAUUUUCAAUACAGAUGGAUGGAAUAAUCAAAUGUUGGAUGACAAAGCUUUAUGCAGCUUAGCUCCAUUACCUGCUUUCUCGAAAUUCUUAAAAUCCGUUCAAGAAUUAUUUUGCAUAAAUUCAGAUGAAAAAUUGACCAGCUUAACACUUACUCAAUUCGCUCAAUUAACAAGAUUAACAUUUGAUAAAUUUAAAUCCGGCAUAAUAUCAUCAAAAACAUUUUCUCCAACAAAUUGUCGUCGUACUGAUCCAGGUUCAACACUACUAGAAUCUUAUUUAUCAACAAGUUUAUUAUUUCAUGCUGCAAUCUUAGCUAUACAAAGUUUAGAUGUACCGAUUCGUCAUGUUCAUAAUGAAAUCCCCUAUGACCAACAACAACAAACUGAUGAACAACAACGAAUCAAAAAUCAAAAUGAUCUACUUGAAAAUGCGGUGUUUAUGUGUGUUUGGCCCGUGAGUCAAUUAACUGUUCAAUUGUCAAUGUUAUGUCAACCAACUACCAGCAACGGAAUGGAAUCUUUUUGGUGGAGGCUGAAACUUCAACUUAGUCAAAGUGUUAACUCAUGUGACCGUUGGCCACCCGAAACACUGAAUGUUUUUGAAGAGUUUUUUGACAAAAGAGUUUGUUCUUUCCCAUUUCAACCAAGUGCUGUGACUGCGUUUUUCCGAUUAUUGUUACUACCUCCGCAUGCAUUACGUGCAAUGGGUCGCGUUCUAGCGUUUGAUUUACAUUCACCUGCUCAAGCUCCUGUUUAUGUACGUAUAGGUUUAAUUGGGAUGGGUGUUAAUUCACGUGUUACUGCUAUCAGUAGUAGUAGUUCAUUAGCAAAUCAACCACCGAAUGGAGCAGCGUCAGCGGCCACUGGGGCUGCACAAAAUCUACUUACAUUUGACACUGGUUCAGAUUUACAGCCUGGUAUGCCUGGUAUCAUUGUUCGUCCGUCGAAAAUCACAUUACAAUUGUUAAUAACGCGUUCACAUUCACGACAUUUGUCUAAAAAUCUUACCCCAUUAGCUCAAUUAGUUGUUGUUGGUUAUGAUUGGGAUGUAAAUCAUGUUGUUAUCUAUCCAACUAUUAAUCAAUCACAAAAUAUAAUAACAAAUAAUAGAAAUCAAUCAGAUACAAUUAAUUUAAAUCUUUUAAGAUUAUUACAUGAUACUGAUGUAGAAUCAAAAGCAAAUGCUAUGGCAACUAGUAGUAAUGAUUCAGCAUUAGUUCAACUUGUUCUACUUAUUACACAAACUGUAGCUGCAUCUUAUCCAAUCAGUUCAUCCGAUUCUACAUCAUUGAAUAAUUCCAAUGUAAUGACUGGAUUUGGUAUAGGAGGAGGAGGAGGAAAUGUUAACAGUGGAGCUGGUAUUGGAUCACAACAAAUUAAAUCAUCAGUCACGCCUACUAUUGAGAAGGUAUCACCUGUCUAUGCUCCACCAGGCUCAGUUAUUGGAUUGAAUGGAACAAUUUUCACUAGUCGAUUUAGUUCAAAUUUGGAUGUUUUCACAGUUGGCAGAUCACAAAGUAUCAUUAGGAUAUACGAUGGCCCAGGAAAUUGUGAACCUCAACUGCCAAACAGUGACUUGUACUAUGGUAUUGGUCUACUUUCUCCUACAUCAGACAAAGGUUAUAUUAUGUGUAAACGAAGCGUAUCACAUACAGGUUCCGUGAAUAUCAGUUUCAUAGUUGAUGCACCAUAUGGACGAAGUAAAACUUUAGAGUCAGUUUAUCGAGUUGACAGAAAUGAACAAACUUUUAUGCAUCAGUCUUAUUCCGUUAUCAACAAUGUUACAUCCACUCAAACAUCUUCGUCCGGAGGUGGCUCAAUUGAAAUAACAGGCGAAUAUUUAAAUUAUCAAAACGAUGUCACAAUCUCUGUAGGAUAUACAAAAUGUUCACCAACAUUGGUAAAUUCAACAUAUAUUCAAUGUAUCCUUGAUCAAAUUGAACAAACACCGAAACCUAAAUUUUAUUCAGGGAAUCGAGGAUUAACUGUUCAGUUUUGGUCAGAUUUGAAGGCAUCAAGUGUCAGUGACUUGCUGAUGAUAGAUUUUGAUCAAAUUACAAAUACAACUCUAAAAGAAGCAUAUCUUUACGAACCAGAAUUUAUACCAAAAGACUUAUUUAACGGGACAGGAAUAAUUCGUCUUUCAAUGAUAUUUGUACCUCCGAAAAAUUCUCAUUAUCAAUUCAUAGUUACUUCAGCUAAUACAUAUGCUCUUCUUGGUGGAAGAAUUAAUGAAACUCUGACACAAAUGACUAUAACAAAUAGUCGAACGAAAUCAAUUUACUUAAACAGAAAUGAAGACUUCUUACUUGAACUUCGUUGUAUAAUUUCUCAACCUACAUCUGUUGUACGCUUAUGUGCUUCUUUAUCAAAUACAAGUUUAAAUUACCAACAACUCAAAACAUCAAAACCAACAUCCUAUUUGUUAUCGAUUAAAUCAAACGACAAUUCAGAGAAACAAGUCAUAGAUCAUUCAGCUUUGAUAAACUCUUCAAUUGUACCAAUAUCUGAGAUUCAAACAGUCAGUAUACCAACGGCCGCUACCCAGUAUAAGCUGUGUUUAUUUAAUUCGUGUACAUUGCCUUUACCAGUUCAAAAUCCAAAUGUUGAUUUAAUUAAUGAAGAGAUUAGCGAGAAAUUGAAUGGUUCUUCUGUGAAAACGAAAAUUGUACAAACAACAAAUGAUUAUUUGAUCCUUGAAAUAACGUUUCCUCAAGAGUUUGGUGAUAUACCAUUGCUAAAUGUACAAAGCUUUCCGGAAACAAUCAACAAACCACAAGUUAAUGAAACUGUACAAGGAAUGACAGGAUUUUCGAAUACAAUUAGACCAUCCUAUGGUGGUAUGUACUCAUAUAUGACCUAUACACUUACCAGUACUGAAAAUGAAAUUCGACAAGCAUAUCUCAAUCUUGGCUCAUCAUGGUGCCCUUCUAAAUUGAUUAAUCCUACAUUUAAAUAUGCUGUUCUAGAUGAUUUUGAAACAUCAACACUUAAUACUGUUACAACAGAAACAGUCGCAUUUUGUGGUCGACAAUCUGCUUUCAAUUUAUUUACCUACCAAUUUACUCAACUUAUCUCAGUUAACACUAAUCCUUAUUUAUGUUUUGCAAUAAAAGGAAAAACGAAAAACAGUGUAAAUUUACUAUACAAUGCUAUUGGUGUAACAUCUCGUUUAUUGAAACAAACAUUAACCUAUUCAAUUGAUCUUACACUAAAAGAUGAAAAUUCUUGGAAAUUCAAAUGUAUUAAUGUACUACAAUUACUUCGUACAGAUCCACGCAAUAUAAAUGCAACAAUUUUUCAACUUGAAUCAUUUGCUAUACCACCAAGAAAGAAAUUUUACGAAUUGGAAUAUAGUUUAUUCUUAGAUACAGUAUAUAUGGGAACAAAACCAAUUUCCGAUAAUCCAGAUGACGUUGUUACAUGGCCACGAUUUCCAAAAGAUAUAUUCAGUGAUAUUAAAAUAACAAAGAAUUUAACAACCUUUGGUGUAUUCACAGUUGAAAUAAUAACCAAAUCAUGUAGAACCAAUUUUGAACUGUUUGGAUUAACCGGUGUGAAUAUGCCAAAUGACAAUAAAACUAUUAAUCAAAAAGUAAUCCUUCGAGAUGAAAGAUGGCCACCAACUGUUCAAAGUUCAGUAGCACGAAUUCAAUCAGCUUCACCACCUAUUGAUGGAAAUUUUAUCUUAUCAUUUAAAGGAGUACCUACUUCACACGUUGUUACAUGGCCACGAUUUCCAAAAGAUAUAUUCAGUGAUAUUAAAAUAACAAAGAAUUUAACAACCUUUGGUGUAUUCACAGUUGAAAUAAUAACCAAAUCAUGUAGAACCAAUUUUGAACUGUUUGGAUUAACCGGUGUGAAUAUGCCAAAUGACAAUAAAACUAUUAAUCAAAAAGUAAUCCUUCGAGAUGAAAGAUGGCCACCAACUGUUCAAAGUUCAGUAGCACGAAUUCAAUCAGCUUCACCACCUAUUGAUGGAAAUUUUAUCUUAUCAUUUAAAGGAGUACCUACUUCACGUAUAUCAGCUAAAUAUAUGGAACCAAGUGUCAUUGAAAGAUUGUUAAAUUUACAUCCAUUAAUGGGUACUGUACGUGUUAAUAGAUAUGGAUGGUGUAGAAAUUUUCAAUAUAAUUUUUGGCUUGAAAGUUUACCUGGUGAUCAACCUGAAAUCUUAGUGAUGAAUGAGACAAGACUGAUUGGUGAUUCACCGCAGAUUAUCAUACAAAAGUCUGCCAUUGGAGAAUUAGUUAUGUGUCCGAUAUCAGGGGACAUGGCAGCAACAAAACACUCUGUUCCACAGGUUAGAUUAUACGUUGAUAAUUUCCCGGCUUACUGUGAAUCGUCAUGUGAUCAUCAGUUUAUUGAUUUAUUAAGCCCUGUUGUAACCAAUUCAACAGUACAAAUAAUUAACAAUAAUCUGACAUUGAUUUUAAAUGGAACCGAUUUUAUUGCCAAUUCACCAAAUUCUUAUGAAUUAUUCCUUAUGUUCAAUGAUGAAAUUGUAUUAAAAGAACAACCAUUUUUAACUACUACAACAAAUUUAUACUUUUUUAAUCAAAAUGUUAAUGUUAUUCCAUCUGGAUUACUGAUUGGUCGAUUACGUUUAAUUGAUAAAGGAUUUCUAAAUGAUCCAAUAAAUAUUCAAUUAGGCAAUGAAAGUAGUGAAAUUAAAGAUAUUGUACAGACUGGAUUGUUUGAUGAUGAUAAAGAAUAUAUAAGAAUAACUGGAUCACGUUUUCUUCCAAAUCAUUCAUUAGUAUCAUUUGAUGAUAUACCAUGUGAAAUAAUAAAUAUGACAACAGUUGAAAUAUACUGUUUACUGCCUAUCACUGAACUUACAGGUCAAAAAGUAGUCAAAAUUCAACAACACAAUAGUAUCAUCUCCAAAACAGAAGAUUUUACUGCAAUACAAGCCAAUGGACCAGUUAUUACAUCUGUUGAACAAACACAAAUUGCUUCAGUUUCUGGUACUACACAAAUUAUAAUAAAUGGUCUUCGAUUCACUCCUACAAUGUUAAUUUUUGUUGGUGGAGUAAGAGUGGAAAAUUUUACAUUUAUUAAUGAAACACAAAUAAUCAUAUUGGCACCUGUACAAAAAGUAAAUGGUGAAAAAAUUAUCUCAUUAUAUGGUUCAUCUAAUGUUUUAAUAGAAUCUAAUUUUUCAGUGACUUAUAAGUUUGAAAUAUCUGGUAUAAAACCACAAAUUGGUAGUUUUGUUGGUGGACAAAUUGUAAACAUAGUCGGUGAGGGUUUUAAUGAUAAUGUGAAAGUUUUUAUGAAACCAAUUACUGUCGAAAAUCAAUUAUGUAAUGAUCGACCUCGUGCUGAAUGUGAAAUACUAUCUAAAAAUUCAACAACAAUACAGUGCAAAACUACGUCGAUGGUUAAAACUCAUUAUGUUCUUGACAGUGGAAUUGAUUCAGUACGUGGUUUAGGCUAUGAAUGGCAACCGAAAACAUUAACAAUAAUUCAAGGUGAUAGUGUCGUGUGGAUUUGGAAUACAAGUACUCGUGUAAAUCCAUUAAUGAUAGCUGAAAUAUCUGGUCUUGAAGAUUUAACUCCAUCUGAGUCAGGAUUUCAUAGUGGUCAACCAGUACAAAAUGGUGUAUAUAGAUUUAAUUUUACACAACCUGGAACAUAUUAUUAUACAUCAUCUGAAGAAUUUUUAAUGACAGGUGUUAUAGAAGUCAAAGCAUUUGAUGAUUGUAUGACUGAAGUGAUUGUAGAAACAAAUUAUUCAACAGCUAUUCAUACAAAUGUUCCAGCUAAUUGUGCAGAUCAGUUAAUGAUCAAUAUUGGCGGAGCUGAUUGUACACAACCUAUUCAAGAUAUUAACGAUUCAGAAUCUAUUGUAUGUAAUUUAAUUGAAGAACAAGUUAUUCCAGCUGGUCUAUUAACUGGACAAGCAUUAAGACCAUGUAUUUCACAUAAUGAUCUUGGAUUAGCACUAUUACAAGUUUCAACUAAUGAAUUUGAACAAUAUGCAUUCUUCUUACCUGAAAUUAAUUGUAAUAAGACACAUGGUAAAGGAAGUAUUUAUGGUGGUGGACAAUUAAUUGUAUAUGGUUCUGGAUUCGAUCCUAUUUAUACAAAUUUUAAUAAAAUUGCAUUGAAUAAUGAGAAGGAAUGUUCAAUUAUCCAAGUUACAUCAGGUUAUAUUAAAUGUUUAGUACCGAUACCGGAUAAUCCAACAAAUGAAUCAAAUAUAGACGUUACUAUACAAGUUAAAAUAAAAUCAAGGAAUCAAAAUAAUUGGAUAGAUGCUCAACAUGAUACUCAUAGAGAUUGUAUAUAUUCAUAUGAUGUAACAGCAACACCUAUUGUAAAAAAUAUUGAACCAAAUGAAAUAAUCAAUAUUAAUCAAACUUUUAUUAUCCAUGGUAACAAUUUCUUAUUACCAAAUGAAAAUUAUACAAAUUUACAAAUUUAUUUUGAUAACACCCCAUGUAUAAUUGAUAUAAAAUCAGUUGCCAUGGAUACAUUAUCAUGUCAAUUAUUAGAAUCACCCUCAUCAUCAUCAUCAGAUUACGUAAUCUUUAAAUUAUUUCAUGAAAUCCGUGGUUAUUCAAAAUAUGAUAUUAAUACAACAAUCAAAAAUCAUAUUAUAUUUAAUACAAUUGAUCCAUUAGAAGGUAGUUUUGCUGGGGGUACAAUUAUCAAAUUCCAUGGUAACAAUUUAAAUCAUUCAAAUAUUAAAAUUUUAUUUAAUUUAAAAGAAUGUUCAAUAAUCAAUGAGAAUAGAACUAAUGAUCAAAUAUUAUGUCGUACACCAGAACAAUUAAAUUAUUCAUAUUUAGAUAAUUAUAAAGUUUCAAUUAAUAUAUCUAAUGGUUCAUUAAUGACUACUGAAUAUACUUAUAUAAGUAGUAAAACACCAAAAGUAAUAAAUAUUACAAUGAAUUCAAUAAAUUCUAAUGGUACAUUAAUUACUCAAUUAAAUAUAUAUGGUAUAAUGCUUAAUGGUGAUAAUACAAAAAUGAUAAUGACUGAAGUGAAAUUAAAUCAAAUUAUAUGUAAUAUAAUAAUUAUUCAAAAUGAUUAUAUUCAAUGUAAUGUAUUAAAUUUACCAAAUGGAAUAUAUCAACUUAUUGUUGAUACACCAAUAUAUGGUUAUGGAUUAACAAAAAAUAGUAUCUAUGUAAAUUUUACAUUAAAUUCAAUUAGUCCUAAUUCAGGUGGAACAGAAGGGGGUCAAUUAGUGGAGAUUCAAGGGAUAGGAAUGGAUGUUGAACAAAGUACUGUUAAGAUAUGUGAUCAAAUUUGUCCAAUAGUUGGAGGGAGUUCACUUGCACUUAAGUGUGUUACGCCUAAAUUAUCUACAUUGGACAUAAAGAUGUGUGAUGUUACAGUGAUAGUUCCUACUAUUGAUAAUAUAUUACAAAAAAAAUUAAUUGGAGCAUUCAAAUAUAAUGCAGAUCUUGCACCAAGAAUAAUCAGUGUAGAUCCAUUAAUUGGUGGCACUGGUGGAGAUACAAAUCUUACUAUAAUUGGUACUUUGUUUGAUGAAUCAACUACGGUUACGGUUGGUGGUACUGACUGCCAAUUAAUAUCGCUGAAUGAUACUGUCAUUAUAUGUCAAACUGGUGAACAUAACAGAAGCGCAAAAGUACCUAUUGAAGUGAUCGUUGAAAACAAUGGCAAAGCAUCUGGAAAUUUCACAUUUUACUAUGUGGAUCGUUGGUCAAGUCAAUUCACUUGGAAUAAUCAACCAAUUCCUGUUGAAAAUGAUUUUGUUGUUAUUAAUGCCAAUCAAAAUAUUAUGUUAGAUGUAGAUACACCAAUUCUAUCAAUGUUACUUAUUAAUGGUGGUAUAUUAUUCUUUGAUCCAACAAAAGAUAUACAAUUAAAUUCAAAAUAUAUAUUGAUACUAAAUGAUGGAAAACUUCUAAUUGGAUCACCAGAAGAACCCUAUACUAAACAGGCUACGAUAACACUACAUGGACAUGUACGAGAAAAAGAACUACCUAUGUACGGUGCUAAAGUUUUAGCAUUACGUAAUGGUACAAUCAGUAUACACGGUAAACCUAGAAUUAUUACAUGGACACGAUUAGCCGAAACAGCUGAACCUGGUACGAAUAAACUAGUACUAGAACAAUCAGUUGAUUGGCAACCUGGUGAACAUAUUAUUAUUACAUCUACUGGAGGAAAAUCAUCACAUAAUGAAUCUGAAGAACAUAUCAUUCAAGAAAUUUCAUCAGAUAAUCGUACAAUUACGUUAGUUACACCAUUAGCUUACAAAAAAUUAUCCGUAAAGAAAAUUUAUCCAAAUGGUGUUACUGGAAAUUUCGCUGCUGAAGUAGGUCUAUUAAGUAGAAAUAUUUUAAUACGUGGAACACAAGAACCAGUUGUCUCAUCAGAUGUACCAAAAUGUUCAAGUGCUUUUAGUACAGAUCAAUUUGCAACUCAUACAUGUAUGAUAGGUAGUCCAGAUGAACAGUUGGGUGCAAAUGAAUAUGGAGGACAUGUACAUAUUGGUGGUCCAUUUUUAGAUAGUGGUGCAGUUAAAGUCUAUAUAUCACAUACUGAGUUUUAUUUCAUGGGUCAAGCUUAUCGACUUGGUCGAUAUCCUGUACAUUUUCAUUUAAAUGGCUUGAUGAAUGGUUCUUAUGUACGUGGUUGUUCUAUACAUAAAAGUUUUAAUCGUGCUAUUAAUAUACAUAAUACACAUGAAGUAUUAAUAGAAAAUAAUGUAGUUUAUGAUAUAAUGGGUGGUGCAUUAUUCUUAGAAGAUGGUAUUGAACAUGGAAAUUUAAUUCAAUAUAAUCUAUUUGUACAUGUUAAACGUACUAGUAGUUUAUUAAAUGAUGAUGUUGUACCAGCGGCAUUUUGGAUUACACAACCAAAUAAUACAGUAAAACAUAAUGUUGCUGCAAGUGGAACACAUUUUGGAUUUUGGUAUCGUAUGUUAGAAAAUCCAAGUGGACCAUCAACUACCACAAGUGUUUGUCCACGUAAAAUUCCUUUAGGAAUAUUUGAAAAUAAUACAGCUCAUAGUAAUGGUUGGUUUGCAUUAUGGAUUCAUGAAAGUUUUUUCCCAACAAAAACUGGAACUUGUGGAACAACGAAAUGGGAUAAGGCUGUAUUUCGCAAACUUACUGCUUGGAAUAAUAAUAAAGGACCGGAGUGUGUUAAUUGUGGUGGUGUACAAUUUGAAGAUAUGUUAUUAGUGAAUAAUGAUGAGGCAGCAAUCGAAGGAAAACGUCUUAUGAAUGGAAAUUUAUAUGAUCCAACAACUGGUCCUUUGUAUAGGAACAGUACAAUUGUUGCCUAUGAACCUGAUCUUACCAAUGGAAAUUCUGACUGUCAUACAAGAGCAGUUAUUUUGCCAUGGGCACCUGGUUUAACCGUUGAAAAUAUGGUAAUGAAAAAUUUUAAUAGUCAAAAUUGCACAGCGAUUCAUGGUACUGUAAUUACAUGUCAAUGUAGGAAACUUUGUGGUGGAUAUGAAUAUUUAUUUAAAGAUAUAAAAUGGGAGAAUACUAAUAAUCGAGCUGAAUUUCGAUGGCAUGGUGAUUUCAGUCUUCGUGAUGUAGAUGGAUCAUUGACAGAUGGUCUUCCAAAUGUUCCAAAACUUCCUGGAUCUUUAGUCGUAGGGAAAGCAAAUCAUUUACCUGCUGACAAAUGUGGUCCAAGUGCUCCAGGAGCUGGUGAUCUUGGGAGUGCUUUUGGUCAAGGCGCAGUUCCAGGUGUUCGUUGCCUUCCUGAUGUUACAGCAUUAAGGUAUGCUGUUGAUCAAGCAAAUCCAUCAGUACUUAUGGGCAGUAAUAUGACUGUUACACUGCUUGACGGUGGGACAGAAGAAGUGCCCUUCAAAUCCGAAGCUCUUACUGACAAACAAGGGUGGAUGACUACGUUGGUAAAUAACAGAACUUAUAUUGUCAAUUGGGAUGCGAGGUCAUCAUUUACCAACCUUAGUUAUAUUGGCUACCUGGAAAAUUUCAGGCAAUCUGAUUAUGUUAUAAUUCGUCAUAUGGGCAUGGAUAUUAAACCAGAUAGGGUUCAAGUCCUCUCUGGUCAAACACCUAAACAACCAAUUACUGAACCUUUGGAUCCAUCUAUACAUAAUAAUGGUGAAGUGUUUUAUAAUGAAACUGGGAAAUAUAUUGAAUAUUUAGUGAAAGCUCCAGUUAAUCCAUCAUUAUUCAACAGCUAUCGUCUAUGGGUGUCAUUUUAUAAGUGCUUUUUUACUGAUUGUAUUGUUCCAAGUUCAAGUUCCGUAAGUGUAUUGGAUACAUCUCGACCAGUGGAUGCAUUAUAUUGGUCAAAGAAUAAUACAUGGGGAGGUGUGCUUGGACCUCAGCCAGUAAAUGGAAGCUCGCUGAUGGUUCCUAAAGGAACAUGGUUAGUACUUGAUACAUCAAUUAAUAUCAAAAUGAAUAAUAUUACAAUAUAUGGAACACUUGAAAUCGAUUCAGGAACAAGUCAAGAUCAACGAAUUUAUAAGUUAGCAUUUAAACAAAUGUUAAUUAUUGGAGGUCAAUUUUUAGCUGGAUCACUUCUUGAAAAACCAUUAACAAAUGCAACACUUGAAUUAACUUUACUUGGUACUAUAUCUGAUGAAUUUAUUAGUUUAGAUGGACCAAUAAUUGGACCUAAAUCAAUUGGUGUUUACGGAAUAAUGAGUAUGCAUGCAGUACCCAAAACUAUAAGAUGGACCACUCUUAAAUUAACAGCUAAUGCUGGAGAUAAUCAAUUGUAUCUUACUGAUCCAGUAAUAGAUUGGUUGCCAGGUGAUCGUAUAGUCAUUGCUACGACUAGUAUGAAUUAUAAACAAUCCGAAGUUGGUAUAAUUGCUUCUGUUUCGUCGGAUCGAGUGAUAAUCACACUUGUAGACAAAUUAAUAUAUACUCAUGUCGCAUACAAUCAAACCUAUGGGAAUCACAAAUUUCUAUUAGGCGCAGAAGUUGGUUUGAUCAAAUCAAAUAUUAUUAUCCAAGGUGAUGAUCAAAGUGUUAACGCUAAAUUUGGCGGAAGAAUCCUAAUUUCACAAACUCUGUACGAAGGUGACAUUUUAAAUGGACAAUUAAAAUUAUCAGAUGUACACUUCUAUCGAAUGGGUCAAAAAGAUUUUAAUACUGUAACCGAUGCACGUUUUCCUAUUGCAUUUAUCAGUGCUGGUGAUAUGAAUAAUAUAUCAUAUAUAAAAUCUUGUUUAUUUGAAAAUUCUUUAUCUACAGCAUUAGGAGGAUUUGCAACUACAGGAUUAUAUAUAGAAAAUAAUAUCUUUUAUAAAACAUUGGGUUCUGCAAUAUGGUUAACAGAUGGAAAUCAUAAAUUAAUACAUAAUCUUCUUAUUGAAUCAAUUUGGUCUGGUGAAAUAAUAGCGGAUAAUCAAAAUUUUGAUAUUUUAUUUGAAGCUGCAUUAGAUAUUAAACAAGCUAGUGAUUUAAUUUUACAAAGGAAUUCAAUUGCUGGAGCUGAACGUCUUUGUGUUUAUACUCAAGGUAAUCCAUGUGAUGAAAGUUCUACAGCAAUAUGUUUCGUAGAAUGGGAGGGGAUUUCACAUUAUCAUUCCUCCCUACCUGAACGUGUUGCCAGUCCAUCCAGUGUUCGAGCUGAAGAAGAAACAAAUGCCACUCAAAAGCGUAUCAUAAGGACCUUAGAAAACCGAAAAGUCGAUUAA
Schistosoma rodhaini is the source of this 14373-nucleotide messenger RNA. NCBI's taxonomy places the organism in Eukaryota, Metazoa, Platyhelminthes, Trematoda, Strigeidida, Schistosomatidae. The record is from the annotation of a GenBank genome assembly.